CGCACAAUGAAUGAAGUGUAUCAACUGCUGAAAAAUCGACGCUUACGCCCUGAUGAAACCACCCAUCGUUACAUUUUGGAUAUGCAAGAGAUAGCGAUGUAUUCAAAAAUUACGGAAGACGAAUUGAUCGAAAUGAUUAUUAGUGGAACAGGUGACACUUCAUCAAGAAUCGGUCAUUUGUUUCCAGCACGCUCUAUUAAUGAACUGAAGGAAUUUGCGGAACGAUAUGAACGUCUACGCUUCCAACCACCAUUAGGAUCAAAACAAAUAGCAAUAAUUAAUCGUAAUGCGGCCAGUGCACUUCAGCCAACAACUCAUCGAUCAAAUGCGGCCAACGCCACGUCAGUUCGCCCUACCGCAGCUCCAACCAUGGAAACAAUCCGAUGCUACAAUUGCUCCAAAUUCGGGCAUUAUCAAAGCCAAUGUCCACUGCCGAAACGACCAGCGAACUCCUGUUUUAAGUGCUCAUCCACCGAACAUGUGUAUCGUGAAUGCCCACACCGUACCACUGUUGCUGCCGUCCUUAAUGCCAACGGAAUGAAUGAUGCUAGAGUGGAACCAAUUAGUGAAAUGCAAAUGCCCCCGCAGUUUAAUCAAACGGAGUGAAGUUCCAUUCGAAUUACCAAAUCAAUUGAAAGAGACUCAGUACAAUGGCCUAGGAAAUGAUAGACUCAAGACGUAUGGGAAUAUCAAUUGCAAAAUAAACUUCCGAAAUCAAUCAAUCAAUCAGAAAUUAUUAACCUUGCCGAAUAAUCUUAUGUCAAUACCGAUGCUUGUAGGCCGUGAUUUUAUGAAAAAGCAAAUAUUACAAUGUGUCAAAUAAAAUACAUUUAUGAUACGAAAAGAUUGAAAGAAUUAAAUAAAGCUGCCAUUUGUACGAAGUUAGAGUCAAAACUUACUGAUGUUCUGUGUUCAUUUGAUUUAUUGGCCACUCACUUCUGUCACACAAAGAGUACAAUUGAAUCGCUUAAUCAAG
Bactrocera tryoni is the source of this 976-nucleotide messenger RNA. RefSeq lists its product as uncharacterized. The transcript has 2 exons. The record is from RefSeq and is a predicted model, not a curated record. Bases 7 to 606 code for a protein of 199 amino acids. Lineage: Eukaryota; Metazoa; Arthropoda; Insecta; Diptera; Tephritidae. Gene Ontology annotation, molecular function: nucleic acid binding; zinc ion binding.